CCCGCCGGACCAUCUUACCGCAGCAAUAUUCUUCAUAAGUAAAUCCCAACGAUUCCCUGCCGCUCGCUUCUCGCUUUCUCGGUGGGUCUCUCUGGAUCAGAGGAAAGGUAAAGGGAAGGGAAGGGAAAGCACUAAGGAGUGAGCGAUCGCUGGCGGCAAUGGAGACGGCGGCGAUGGUUUGGACGGCGGCGGUGGCGGCGGUGGGGCUGAUCUACUGGUUCGUCUGGGUGAUGGGGGCGGCGGAGGUGAAGGGGAAGCGGGCGGUGGAUCUGAAGAUGGGAUCCAUCACGCGGGACAAGGUCGAGGACAAGUACCGGCAGUACUGGUCCUUCUUCCGGCGACCCAAGGAGACCGCCGAGGCGUCGUCGGAGAACGUCCCCGUCUUCGUCGACACCUUCUAUAAUCUCGUGACGGAUAUCUACGAGUGGGGCUGGGGCCAGAGCUUCCACUUCUCGCCCUCCAUCCCCGGCCGCUCCCACCGCGACGCCACCCGCCUCCACGAGGAGCGCGUGGUCGACCUCGUCGGCGCCCGUCCUGGCCACCGCGUCCUCGACGUCGGGUGCGGCGUCGGUGGGCCCAUGCGCGCCAUCGCCGCCCGCUCCGGCGCCCACGUCGUCGGCAUCACCAUCAACGAGUACCAGGUCGGCCGCGCCCGCGCCCACAACAAGAAGUCGGGCCUGGACGCCCUCUGCGAGGUCGUCUGCGGCAACUUCCUCGAGAUGCCCUUCCCGGACUCGUCCUUCGACGGCGCCUACUCCAUCGAGGCUACCUGCCACGCCCCGCGCCUUGAGGACGUCUACGCCGAGAUCUUCCGCGUCCUCAAGCCGGGGGCCCUCUACGUCUCCUACGAGUGGGUCACCACGGCGCUGUACCGCGCCGACGACCCCGACCACGUCGAGACCAUCCACGGGAUCGAGAGGGGGGACGCGCUCCCGGGGCUGCGUGCCCACGACGAGAUCGCGUCGAUUGCGCGGAAGGUGGGCUUCGAGGUGCUUGACGAAAGGGAUCUGGCGAGGCCUCCGGCGGGGCCGUGGUGGACGCGGCUCAAGAUGGGGAGGAUCGCCUACUGGCGGAACCACAUCCUGGUCUCGGUGCUUACCCUCCUCCGGAUCGCGCCCAAAGGCGUCGUCGAGGUCCAUGAGAUGCUCUACGAGACGGCGCGCCACCUCACGCGCGGCGGCGAGACCGGCAUCUUCACCCCUAUGGACAUGAUCCUCUGCCGGAAGCCUCCAUUCGCCGCCGGCCACCAAGAAUCUUCUUCUUCUUAGUCCUACUCCACCUCACCCAGGGAGGUAGACCUUGUACCUUAGUUUCAUCCUUUCUUCUUGUGUUAUUCCUUUUUCUUUUUUUUUUUUAAAAAACUUUCUGGGUUAUCUAUCUUAUGCUAUUAGAAGAAGAAGAAUGUAGUAAUGGAGAAGGAAAUCAAGAAUUGGACUUCAAUUAAGUAUGUUAAAUUUAUUUUUGGCUGAGGUUAGAAUGUCUGUUAGACUGUUAAUCUCUCCUUUAGCUGGAGCCAGGCUUUUUCUUUCUUUUCUCUGCCCCCAAAAAAAAUUAAUUAGGGUUUCGGGUGAACUGGCCGCCACUUCAAGUGUCGUACUUUUUUUUAGUUUGGUUUGAAUGAGAGAAACGUCCUAUUCUUUUCUGAGUUA
Messenger RNA from Elaeis guineensis (African oil palm), 1649 nucleotides. The record is from RefSeq and is a predicted model, not a curated record. NCBI's taxonomy places the organism in Eukaryota, Viridiplantae, Streptophyta, Magnoliopsida, Arecales, Arecaceae.